Messenger RNA from Arachis duranensis, 1536 nucleotides. RefSeq names its product probable sodium/metabolite cotransporter BASS1, chloroplastic. Lineage: Eukaryota; Viridiplantae; Streptophyta; Magnoliopsida; Fabales; Fabaceae. Gene Ontology annotation, cellular component: membrane. Bases 140 to 1372 code for a protein of 410 amino acids. The transcript has 7 exons. The record is from RefSeq and is a predicted model, not a curated record.
GGAACAACAUUUCUGUUUCCACCAAAAUCAGCAUUCAAUCAAACUCAGACACCAUUCAUUCAUUUGCACAUUGUAUCCAAACUUGUAACUUCACAGUUUCUGCUGUCUUCUGUUUCUGGCAAUCGGAACAAGAACAAGAAUGCAAGCAUCACUUGCAUGCUAUUCACGUCCACAUGGAAAUCCACUUGUCAAACUCAAUCUCCAAACAUCAUCACACACCACCACCAACAACUAUAACCUCCUACCAUCAAUCACUUCACACACACCAAUCUCUCUUCCCAUGAAACUCCAACCUCAGAUUCUUUUGAGCCCUUCCCCUUUACUUCCCAAGCCAAAAGCAAACAGAACUUUGAGCUCCAAAGUUGGUCCACUUGGUUGCGGCAUUUCGUCGAACGGGUACGGUGCAAGUGGGAAGAGGAGUUUGAGGGAGUGGGUUGAGUUAUGCGGCGAGGUACUUUCAACUGCGUUUCCUUUGUGGGUGACGAUUGGGUGCGUGUUGGGAUUGGUGAGACCCAGUUCCUUCAAUUGGGUCAGUCCAAAAUUAAGCAUUGUGGGACUCACCAUAAUCAUGCUUGGUAUGGGUAUGACUCUCACUCUUGAUGAUCUUCGUGGUGCUCUUGCUAUGCCCAAAGAAGUUCUCUCUGGUUUUCUGCUUCAAUAUUCGGUGAUGCCAUUAUCUGGAUUCUUUGUAAGCAAACUCUUAAACCUUCCAUCACAUUAUGCAGCAGGUUUAAUAUUAGUUGGCUGCUGCCCUGGUGGCACAGCUAGCAAUAUUGUUACAUAUCUUGCACGUGGAAAUGUGGCCCUCUCUGUGAUAAUGACAGCUGCAAGCACUUUAUCUGCUGUGGUCAUGACUCCUUUCUUGACAGCCAAACUUGCUGGUAAGUAUGUAGCUGUGGAUGCAGCUGGUUUGUUGACUUCAACAUUGCAAGUUGUGCUCUUACCUGUAUUGGCUGGUGCAUUUCUGAAUCAGUACUUCCAACCUCUUGUUAAGUUAGUUUCUCCUCUAAUGCCACCCAUGGCUGUAGCAACUGUUGCGAUUUUAUGCGGAAAUGCAAUUGCUCAGAGUUCUUCAGCUAUCCUUAUGUCCGGUGGACAAGUAGUUUUAGCCUGCAUGCUUCUUCAUGCUUCCGGUUUUUUCUUUGGAUAUGUACUUGCAAGAAUGCUCAAGUUAGACGUGUCAUCGUCACGAACCAUAUCAAUCGAGGUUGGCAUGCAGAACUCGGUGCUUGGAGUUGUUCUAGCUACUCAGCACUUCGGGGAUCCCCUAACUACAGUACCAUGUGCUGUUUCGAGUGUGUGUCACUCGAUCUUCGGUAGUAUUCUUGCUGGAAUUUGGAGACGCUCGGUGCCAGCUGAGAUGAAGGACUGAAAUUUCUAGCUGGUAAAUCUUUUGGCUGUAACAAGGAUUGAUUCAUUGUUAACUUUUAAAAGCUUCAAGCCGUUGACGAGAAUAGAACCUUAGUUGUCAAGCUCAAUGUUCUUCAGUAAUACUAUUUUGAAUUAACUAGCAACUAGUCAAAUUUCUCAUCCAAA